Messenger RNA from Stegastes partitus (bicolor damselfish), 1188 nucleotides. Its product is annotated as forkhead box protein G1-like. Lineage: Eukaryota; Metazoa; Chordata; Actinopteri; Pomacentridae. Gene Ontology annotation, molecular function: sequence-specific double-stranded DNA binding; DNA-binding transcription factor activity. Gene Ontology annotation, biological process: regulation of transcription by RNA polymerase II. Gene Ontology annotation, cellular component: nucleus. The record is from RefSeq and is a predicted model, not a curated record. Bases 1 to 1188 code for a protein of 395 amino acids. The transcript is spliced from 2 exons.
AUGGAGGAUGUAAAAGACCCGCCGACCGUCCACCGGUCCUCCUCCUUCAGCAUCAAGAGCCUCCUGCUGCCCUCCAAGUGCGACCGACCGGACUCCGUCGCUGCCGCCGCCGCCGCCGCGAUCGUCGGCAUCCCGGGGACCCUGUCGCCCUCACCGGGCUCCGACUCUGACAAGUCGCUGGACCCGCCGGAGGUGGACUCCACAGCCGCGGCGCUGGACCCGGAGAAACCGGGCAAGGAGGAGCAGGGGGAAGAGGAGGAGGAGGACGGAGGGGGAGGCGGAGGAGGGGACGGCGCCAAGGCAGCACCGGAGCAGAACACUAACGGUGGCAACAGCGGCAAAAACGGGAAAUAUGACAAGCCUCCGUUCAGCUACAACGCGCUGAUCAUGAUGGCCAUCCGGCAGAGCCCCGAGAAGCGGCUCACGCUCAACGGCAUCUACGAGUUCAUCAUGAAGAACUUCCCGUACUACCGGGAGCACAAGCAGGGCUGGCAGAACUCCAUCCGGCACAACCUCAGCCUCAAUAAGUGCUUCGUUAAGGUGCCCCGGCACUACGACGACCCGGGGAAGGGCAACUACUGGAUGCUGGACCCGAGCAGCGACGACGUUUUCAUCGGCGGGACUACCGGGAAGCUGCGCCGGCGCUCCGCCACCUCCCGGGGAAAGCUGGCGAUGAAGCGCGGGCUGCGCUUCGCUCCUCUCGGCCUGGGGAUUAACGAGCGGGCCAACAACCCGCUCUACUGGCAGAUCUCUCCCUUCCUCUCCCUGCACCACCACCACCACCACCACCCGCACUACAACGGAUCCUCUCCCGGCUUCCUGAACCAGGCGGCCGGCUACGGCUCGCUGCUGCCCGCCGUGGAGCAGCUGAGCAACGGGGACCUGGGGCGCUCCAUCCUCGGCGGGUCAGCCGCCGGGGCGCUGGGCUUGACGAACAGUUACGGGAUGAGCACGUCGCCGGUCGGGCUGCUGUCCGGACAGACUGCCGGCUAUUUUGUCUCAGGGACCCAACACGCUCAGGGCGCGCCGGGGUUCGGCGGCCUGGCGACCAGCAGCUCGCCGCAGUCGCUGCUCUCGGACUCGCUCAGAAACAGCUCCCUACCGGCCUUCUCCCCGGGCGUGUCCGCGGGGUUCCCCGGGGUGCUGUCCCAUCAAAAGAGGGUGACCCCUAACGCGUUCCUAAACUGA